CACUAACCUCGCUCGUCGUCUGCCACCCAUCCAUCGUGAACCGCACAGCGACCCAUUUCUCGAACGCUAAGUUCCGGACGCGGAUGAGACCGUGGAGGGUGCUGGUGGAGGGAUCGAGGUCUAGGGAUUCUAUGGUUAUGUCUGGGCCGGUUCCGGUUCCGGUUCCACUCCCACUCCCUGCUGCAGCACCAUCGACGGGAGGGGCGAGGGGGAUGUCGACUUUGCGGAGGACUAGACGCGUCUCUUCCCGCUCCCUCCCUGCCCCUGUACCACCUCGCCUGCCUCGCUCCCCCCCACCCCCGAACACCAUCCAAGGCCACUCCCCCUCCGUCCCACUCGCACUCGUAUCGCCAUCCCCAUCCCCAUCGGCCGUAGGACUUCCAUCCCGAGAUACGGCCAAAGGUUUCUGAGCGGCGAGGAAGUGCUUGACUUGUUCGAGUUGGGUGGGGAAAUGCACUGAGAGGCGGGAGCUUCGAGUUGAGGCGGUGGGAGUGGGGGGUUCGCUUGCGCUUAGUGCUGAUGCUGAGGAGAAUGUGGAGGAGGUGGGAUCGAGUAGGGAGGAAGGGGUGGAGAGACUGGAGGGAAGACCUUCCGUGUUCGUGCUCAAUAGCGCAGAUUCGGAUCCGGGCAGUUGAAGCGAGGAUGGGAGGCCCGUGAUGACAUGUAACGAACCCCUCGUGUUCGUGUUCGUGUUCGAAGAAGAGGAGGAACGUCGGGAUUUGAGCGAACUUUUCACGAGUUCGCCGGAUUUCUUGCGGAUGUAGGAUGUGGGAGUCGUUGGGGUGCCGGGGGUCGAGUAUGAGUACGAGCUUGAGUGCGAGUAUGAGUGCGAGUGAGAGUGAGAGUAGGAGUGCGAAUGUGAAUGUGUAUGUGAAUGGGUCACGGAAGGGGAAGGUGACGAGGGAGCGUUGGCCCCACGGAAUUCAACCGCGUUCGCGAACUGUCCGUGCCCGUGUCCUGGUGCGGAAUGAUGAUGCCCAUGUCCAUGUCCGUGUAUCCCAGGCGUGGACCCCGCAUGGGACGUACUAAACGUCGCGGAAGACGCAGACGCAGGUGUGCUGGGCAGAGUGGGAAACGCGACCUUUCCUUGUUCUCGCGCGCCAGUCUGCUCUCGCUCUCCACCUCGCCCCUCGUCCCCCCGGCCCUCAUUCCCAUUCCCAUUCCCAUUCUCAAUCUCACUAGGCUCGGAAGGCGUCCGCUCCUUAAAACUCAAUCUCAACCCAAGCCCUUUACCCGCCGACCUUCCUAUCCCCGUCGUCGAGGGCACAGGCGAGGGCGAUGCGUGUUCUCGCUGUAUGGGGUGCUGGGUGUCCUUUGCUCGCCCCGUUGGGCUAUUCGGUGUAGUGUUAUUGCUCGCGGCAGGGGUGGGUUUAGGCGUAUGUGUGGGCGUAGGCGUAGGCGUCUCCGUCUCCUCCCCGUCCGACGCUCCCACUUCCAACUCCCCACCCCGAAACUCCCCACCCCGCCCCCGGCCAGACGCAGCCCUCGCCCUCGUCAUCUCAUUCCCCGACCCCGAUCCUGACCCGGACUCCGACGUAGAAUCAGACGAAGAGUCGACCCCGAUCUCGAAGUGCGUUUUCGGGUUCGGGUUUUGGUUCGGAUUCGGGUUUGGGUUCGACGUUGACGUUGACGUUAACGGAGGAUUGGAGGUGGUAGACGUGGUAGAGGAAGGGAAGGUGGUAGACGUGGGCGGAAACGUAGGCCCCGGGAGCGAGGGUUCGGAAGAGAACGCAGAAGAGGUGGGUGGAGUGGGGGGUACGAUCGUGAUUGUCGUGUUCGUGUUCGUGUUUGUGUUUGUCGACGCACCCAAACCCAUCGACGGAGAAGAUGAGCCCGAGUGCGAAGGCGUCCCCAUAGGUCCUUGAUUGCCACUACCAUUCCCGUUCCCAUUCCCUUUGCCGUUCCCGCUAGCAUCGCUGUUACCACCGCCCCCGCCCCCGCCCCCACCCCCGCCCCCACCACCCCCACCGCUCAUCGACCCCCUCCUCGACAACGACCCACCCCCACCCCCACCCCCAUUACUCCCAUUCGAAUACGUCCUUCCAUGUGUCCGUCUCGGUAUGAGCGGGAGUGCUGCUGUUGAUGAGUUCGAGUUCGUGUUCGUGUUCGUAUUUAACGAGUACGGGUUCGAGUGGGGAUUGGGAUUGGAGUUGGAGUUGGAGGUGGAGGUGGAGUGAUACGAAGAAGAUGAUCGAGAGGAGGGCGGGGAGGGUCUCUUUGGGUUUGGAUUCGUGUUCGUGGAGGUGGAGGUGGAGGUGGAGGUGUUGGGGAAGUGCAAUGUGGAUGUCAUGUUUUCGCCGUGGAUGUAGGAGACUCGGAGACUCGGAAGUGCGACUCUUGACGCUCGAGAACGUAGUAGUAGACCGUAGAAACUAUACCGAACUGAGCCGGACUAGAUAGAGUGGACACAAACACCGAUGCGCUCGAACAAAGAUCUGCGACGUCGACGCGGAGGAGGACUUAUUACUGUACUGACAACGACAAGUUUCACACUUCACACUUCACACUGCUAAUUGCGGGACGCCCAAGAUUCUAUACACGGAAGAUUGAUGAUAUGCCAAGCCAAGCCGGAAUUAAAAACGAAGACGCAGACACAGACGAAGACGAAGACGGAGGAGGUUUCGGGGGAUGAGCGCUCCGGAAGGAUAGGAGAGUUUAACGCUGUGUGGUCUGGGUUGUGUAGCAAGUGAGGAGGAAAGACGAAGUAGAUAGAUAAGGGGAGGACGGGGAUGUGGAUGUGGUGGAGGUGAACCAAGAGGACGUCGCACGUCCGAGGGUAGCGAGUGUUCGCGAGGAAUAGAGUUCUAGUACUCCAAUACAGACCGAGUGGUUCUUCUCUUCUUCUCUCUUCUCAACGUGGAGAAUCAGGAAAACGCUCGUCGACGAUGGGGGUGUGAGAGUAAGAGAGUUCACAGAUCUGGUCAGGAGAAAGACGCCGGGGCGACUGGUCGCGCGGGCGGGAUUAUGGCCUGGAGGUUGUGGAGCUCUGCGUACGUGCGUGCGAGCAAUAUGGCGCCAAGUGUGGAAGGUGGAAGGAAACGGUGGGCGGUCGAGACUCUCGUCGGCGUCGUACGGCGUUCUGUAGGAAAGAGUUGUUUGGGAAUUGAUGGAUAGAUAUAUAACGUUCCCCUCCUG
Molecule: messenger RNA, 3135 nt
Organism: Stereum hirsutum FP-91666 SS1
Lineage: Eukaryota; Fungi; Basidiomycota; Agaricomycetes; Russulales; Stereaceae
Exons: 5
Coding region: 1296-1865 (189 amino acids)
Source: RefSeq, a predicted model, not a curated record